AGACCCCUUCCUAGCAAAGUGCCAUUUGGGCCCCGCGUUGCGGUGCGAAAUGCCCUCCCAGUUAGAAGAGGAGGCGGAUGUUGUGAUCGGGCAACUUUCACAGGAGGCCGCUUCCCUGGAGAUUGCGACCAAAGUCUGCGGCAAGGGCUUCUGUGUCGUUGCUCCAGGCUUCGAGGACUCCGUGCUGCGGCAAGCUCUGGAGGAGAUCACAACCUUUGCCAAGACCAAUCGAUGGCAGCAGGCCAACACAGUGAUUCAGGAUGGCCUACUAGGAACAGAGGGUUCAGCCUUCAUCGCAGAGUUAGAGUCACCAGAGAAAGACCAUAUUUCUCGAGAAGAUGGAGAGGUCUUGAUGGAGCUUGACACUGCUAUGACUCACCUCGGCUUUCACAUCCAACCAUACUUGGGUAGCUUUGGUGUUGAGGUGACCCAUAGAGGACGUGCCCUGAUCCAUCAGGCAGGGGAGCCAGGAGAGGAACGAGUUCCUCUGAACGACAAGGAGGUAGUGAGAUGGCUGUCUCAGUUCUUGAGGCACAAGGUGAUGAUCAUCAUUUUCCUUGGUCCCAGCAGUGGGACCCUAGAGAUGAAACCCUACAACACCGAUGAUGCGGAGACUUACGAGAUUCAGACAUACCCAGGAACAUUAGUGGUGUUACGCCCCGACAUCCUCUCACACAAGCAUUUCUCGAAUGGACGCUCCCUGGCCAUGAGCUCCUUUUUCUUGCAGGGCGAUCGGAAACCAAAAAGAACAAAGAGAUCGGACAAAAUGGUUCCAGCAGCCAAGGAGCUGGAUGACUGGACCGUAAAUCGACUGCGGGAGCUGAAGGAGAAAAACCUCAACUCCCAGUUUUGGGACCCUGACAUCCCCCGCGAAUGGCAAAGUGCCAUGAAUCACAUGUUUCACAAGGGCCAGAUGAUCGCCGUCAAAGGCGAGGCCUGCAAGGUGCCAGCCACAGAAUCCCCUGAUGCCUUCUGCAUGGCUACUGCCUUUGCCCCGGACUACCCACAAGAUGUGCCACGGAUCAGGUGGGACCACGAGGAGGUGUAUGAUCCCGAUCCAGAAAGUUGGAGACACUUCAAAUCCUACUGCAAACAUGGCAGCUUUAUGGAUGGCAUUGAGCUGUUCGACUGCAAGAUGUUUAGCAUGUCCCCGAACGAGGCAAAGUCCAUGGACCCCCACCAGAGGCUGAUCUUGGAAGUAGGCUACGAAGCUCUAUUCAAUAUGGGCAUGCGAAAGAACACCUUGGUGAACACAACCUGCGGGGUCUAUGUUGGCUGUGGCAACGUUGAGUGGUCCAUGAUGCCACGAGAAUUGGAUCAGGGUGCUUUUGCAGCCACUGGAGGAGCUUUGUCGAUUAGUUCUGGGCGAUUCUCCUUCACCCUGGGCUUGAAAGGGCCCAGCAUGACCAUAGAUACAGAUGCCUCUUCUGGCGCCACAUCGAUUUAUCUUGGAGCCGAAGCUGUUCAACGGAAGGGUCGUGCCACCCCGAAUGAGUUCUCUGUGGCUAUUGCUGCACACCUUUUGCUCGCAGCAGUUUGGUGGCCCACACAUUGCGCCUCCGGCUGGCUCUGUGCAACUGGAAGAUGUUUAACCUUUGAUUCGUCUGCCAGUGGCUAUGUGCGUGGUGAUGGUGUUGCAGCUGUGACCUUGAAGGCCUCAAGCCAGCUGGUGGAUGGCAAGUAUGUCACCAGUGAGGAGGAGCCACUGGGGUCCAUUGCUGGUGCCAUGAUGAACAACAACGGGAAGGGUGCAAGUUUAUCAGCACCUCAUGGUCCAGCAGAGCAAGAGGUGGUUGCGGAGGCUCUGCAAAAUGCCAGCAUUGUGCCCGCAGACGUCGAUGCUGUGGAGGCCUAUGGGGCAGGUGCAUUUUUGCCAGAUGCCAUUGAGGUGGGUUCCAUGGUGAGGGCACACCGCAGCGAAGAUGCAAAGGACCCACCACUGCUGAUGACCUCUGUCAAAAGCAGCGUCGGGAAUCAGAUAGAAACCUCCGGAAUCAUCUCCUUCAUGCGAGUGAUCAGCGCAAUCCGAUUUGGAUACGCAACACCAAACUUGCACUUGCGGCAGGCCAACCCUCAUUGUGACCUUGAGAACCAGCCCGUCAACAUCGCGACGGAACUCAUGGAGUACCAGAAGCAAAGUGCUUUUGUCGGAGUCAUGGCCCGUGGCUUUGGUGGCUCAAACAUCUACACCAUUGCUUGGGGUGCCAUGCGUGACAAGAAUGCUCAGCAGGUGGUCAUCUCGGCUAGGGACAGCAUUAUGUACUGGCCUGGUGGGGGUGGGGCCUUGGCUACCGAACAGAUGCCCAACCAUGCUUACAUGAUCGUCGGCUCCUGGUCUCAGUGGCAGGAAGCCGAGGCCAUGGAGCCUGAAGGUGACAGUACUUACACCUACAUCGUGGUGCUGGGCGAGUCGAGGUUUGAGCAGUUUCAGAUCUGGCUUGAUGGAGAUCCCGCACGAGUGUUGCACCCUGGUCAUGCCAAGGGUUUCAAGGACACUACGGUGUUUGGACCCGGUGCCAUGGGCCACGGUUGCAAUUGGGUGAUUGAUGGCAGGCAGGAGCUUCCAGCCAUCAAAGUUCCCAAGGAGCUGGGGGAUGAAAGUUUGCUGCCCAAGAUGGCUACAGCAAUCAAGAUGACCGAAGAGAAGCCCGGCGAAGCCAAGCCAAAAUGUCCUGCAGCUGACUAUGGAAUGCCUGGAGACUCUUAUAGAGUAACCCUUCGUGUCACAGGCAGAUGGCGAAAUGUCACUUGGGAAAAGCUACCUGCAGGACACCCCCAGGCCCGACUGUCAGAUCAGCUCACAAGGGAGAGAGUCAGCCAGUUCUACAUUGCUGGCUCCUGGAAUGAUUGGAACCUUUCAGAGAUGGUACCCGGAGAGCCUGGAAUCUAUGCUGCCACAGCUGUGCUCUGGCGUGAUGGGGGCGAAUUCCAGAUCCUUCGCAAUCGUGAUUGGUCACAGGUCAUUCACCCCAAGACGCCUAAGGCUGCCAUGACACAACCGCUUGCAGGUCCUGAUGAUCAAGGACAUGGCAUGAAUUGGUUUCUCAAUGGCCAAGCAGGAGAUGUCUUCAGGAUAGAGCUCACUCGCCGUGGCGAGUCUGGCAUGUUUGAGUACGACUUGAAGUGGGAGCGCCUGGUGGAUGAGAAGCAGAGUCAAGCAGCCACCCAUCAGAAAUAUAGUAUUGUGGGAUCCUGGGACAACUGGGAAACAGCCAAGGAGAUGGAGUUUGAUGGCACUUACUACAAGUACAUCAUCACUCUUGGUCUCAGAAAUGAGGAGAGCUUUCAGAUCCUUUUGGAUGGGCUCAGGGAAAGGACCCUACAUCCUGAUAGAGCCAAUGCCACACCCUACACCAUCCAUGUGCUUCAAGGGCCUAGCAUCAGUGCGCAUGGCCUAAACUGGACUGUGGGAAGAGACGGCGGUUCUACUGGCAGCAAGUACGAAGUGAGGUUGCACCUCACCAAAAGAGGUCAUCCAAAGAAUGUGGACUGGGUCAAGCUGCCCAAUUAGUGAAUGAGACCGGAGACAUGUGAGAUGGAACGGCACUUGGAUGUAUUGCCAAGUAGCAGGUCGCUGUUAGGGUCGUUCUUCCAAGGUGAAAUUGGCAGCACGACAGCUGAGGAGAAAAAA
Messenger RNA from Cladocopium goreaui, 3631 nucleotides. The record is from the annotation of a GenBank genome assembly. NCBI's taxonomy places the organism in Eukaryota, Dinophyceae, Suessiales, Symbiodiniaceae.